AUGUACCACUCAAUUCACAUCAUCCAAUUCAUAAGUUUCCUUGUCUCUCAGUUUACAAAUGCAGUUCUUCUCUAUUUGAUCUACACCAAGACUCAGAAGACCUUUGGACAAUAUCGCUAUCUGAUGGCUGCGUUCUCGAUAUAUGCCAUAAUUUACAAUUAUGUGGAUUUAUUAACUCAGCCACUUGUACUAAUCGAAGAGCAGAUGUAUGCAGUGGUGAAUCAUGGUCCAUUACGGUAUUAUCCAACAGGCGGUUAUGUCUUAGUCUGCAUGUUCGGAGCAUCAUUUGGAAUGUGCAUUUCUCUACUCUCCACUCAAUUUUUCUACCGUUACCUCGCUUUGUGCAGACCAAACGUUCUUGUCCGUUUGGAAGGACCGAAGCUCUCUCUGAUAUUCAUACCUCCCUUCCUCCUCUCUGUCACUUGGUUUCUCUUCUGCUUGUUGGGAUUAGAAAUGUCAUCUGAAAAACAACAAGUUCUGAAAAUUCCACUCGAAGAAAAGUAUGCGGAAGACUCUUUUCGUGUCACUUUUGUCGGUGGUUUGUAUUGGCAGAGGGAUCAGAAUGGAAUAACUCACUGGAAUAUUCAAGAUUGUAUUGGAACAGCUGGUUUAUGUGGAUUGAUGACUCUCCUUUCAUUCAUCCUUAUGUACAUCCCUGUUGGACUACUAUUCCUCCUGCCUCUCUUUGAAGCCAACAUCGGAUUUCUCGGCCGGACAGCAGCAGCCUCCACUGCAAUCUAUCCAGCUAUCGAACCGCUAAUCGCAAUGUUCUGUGUCACAACAUUCAGGAAAUCUCUGAUUUGUUAUAAGAGAGAUGGGAAGGUAUCCUCAACUGCUGUUACAUCGACAGCUUGA
Molecule: messenger RNA, 855 nt
Organism: Caenorhabditis remanei
Lineage: Eukaryota; Metazoa; Nematoda; Chromadorea; Rhabditida; Rhabditidae
Exons: 4
Coding region: 1-855 (284 amino acids)
Biological process (GO): olfactory behavior; G protein-coupled receptor signaling pathway
Molecular function (GO): G protein-coupled olfactory receptor activity
Source: RefSeq, a predicted model, not a curated record